UCGCUGCGUAAAGUCUCCUCCCCGCGACCGCUACAUUCUGCGCCGAAACCCAGUCUCUCCCGGUCCGUAUUUUAGCUUCUUCCCACAGACCUAGUGGUACCUCGUUGGGUACCGGGAGACAGUUUGGAUUACUGGCAUCACGGAUUGAGUGCGAUUUUACGCGGAUGACGACUCCUUCAACGAGAAUUUAGUAAAAGAAAAUUGGUCGGAAAUUUCAGAAUAUGUGGAGGGGACCAUAAUUUCAGCAUCCUGGAAGUAGAAAGCACAGAAGAUCUGUGUCUCACACCACAGACAGGUGCAGUGUGUAGCCGGGGCAGCACAGAGGAAGGACGCUCUGGGGAGGAGGCGGUGCGGCAGCGUGCCCCUCCGGCUGUGGAUGUGCUGGGUGGCAACCCCCAGGCUGCACAGAAUGUGGCUGGGGAGUCACGUCAGCAUGCCCCGCAGCCGGUUGCAGCUGCCCCCCGCCCAGUACCUCCGCUCACCAAUCCGUCCACUGUGCCAUUGCCGGAGAGCAACAACUCAGCAUUCCUCGGCAUGGAGAACGCCCCUCCAACCACCUUGCCUGAGACUCUACCGAUCGGCCGAGACUCUAAGGAAGUCCCCUCCAAGGAGGCCGUUCCCGAAGUUGUCCAAGUUUCAAGAUCCUUGCCAACAUCCCUCAAUGAGGACUGUAGUUCCUCGACUGAGAUGCAAAGGCUUCCAGCUCCCUUUUGUCCACCUCUCACCCCAGAUGCACAGAUUGACAGCACAGUGCAAGAGUUGCAAUACGGGUCACAAACUGAUAAAGAGAAAAGCCACUCACAUAGUCAGACAAACCAGAUUCAGCCACCUAGAGAAGGUGCUGGACUUGUGGUUAUUACAGGGACAAAGGAGAACGAGUCCGUCAUGUUGGAAUAUAAACCAGAGACUGGAACAAACAUGGAACUGGGUGGAAAAGAGCACACGGGCGGAAAUAUUCUCCCUAAACCUCAAUAUCAAAUCUGUUUCACAGCCUCAUCUCCAUCUGUCCCACAAUCAAGCGUUGGUUUUAAAGUCCAAGUCACCACAGAACACGGGGCUGUGGAGCAGUCUGACAGGGAUCUGCUUGUCCACGCAAAUCAAGGCAGCCCUAUACCUCCGGCAGGUGCUGCGGAGCAGGCAGUUGGUCACCAGGACUCAAAAUGGUCUGAGCUCCCUUUACCCUCAUCUGACAACAGCGACAUUAAACAAACUGACCUGUCGAAAACACACCCUAAAAUCAUCACAGAGAUCUCAAAUGAGGCUAGAGAAAUACAGAAAGCAAAUUCUUUGGAAUCAGUUGAGAUGUUUGAGCAUGUUAAAGAGCUUGUUGACACUUCUCACAAAGAAACACAACCUCCUUCAGCUGAAAUACUUGAGACCCCAAAGGCAAGAGGAUCGCUUCCUGGAUUAUGCUCUUCUCCUGGAAAAGGAGGCUCGGUGUCCAGCAGCGCAGCAUACAGAGACGACGGCGCCAUCAACAGGGGCUGCAAUCCCCCUGAAGGAGAGCAGGUAGAGAGUAGCGAGAGAGAAAAACAAACUGACAUGCCCACUUCCUCAUCUGACUUAACAAUGCUGCCCGAGUGCUCUUCCACACAAGAGAGUUUCUCAAAACCCCCUGCUGCACCCCCUCUGUUUGACACAGGCCUAGUUGUCUCAGUGCAGACGGAGCAGGUUGUUGAAGCAGAAACAUCUCAUCCCUCUGACCAAGUCCCCACAACAGAGACACCCCUGACUGCUGAGCUUGUGCAUUCAGCCGAUGCUCAAGAAAUUGUGGUUGUCAGAGAGGAGGCUCAUAUCAGUGGGGACUGGUCUAGCAUGCACCUGAAUCAGAGUUACCUCCUGCAACGAGAAGACGGCAGCGUCUGUGAAGCUGCCAUCGUAAACGAGCUGGGUUCUGAACUCACUACUGGAGACCAAAGUGUUCAGGCAGAUAUUGAGUUACACUCACAACCUGUGGAAGUGUACGAGUUUUGCGGCCUGGUUGAGGAGGUUGCUGAGGAAACGGUCUGUGCUGGUAGUAGCGCACAGAUGCCUCACUCUCCGGGAUACGAGGUGAAUUUAUUCAACGCGCUACUAGACAACACUGACGAGUACACUGUCAAAGAGGACCCAGAGUCGCAACUUGAACCAUCAAUUCACACAAUUAAUGAAGGUGACACUGUCAUUAUUUCCCAGCAGCCCUUGCUUUCAUCACAUGAUGCACAUAAAAUACAGGCUUGCUCCAACAAUUCCCAUAAUUUGUCCAUACAAAACACAAGAGUGGCGUCUGUCGGACAGCAUUUGGUAUUAGAUGCUAACCAAGCUGUUGAAGUGGCUAACUCGAGUGAGGUUUGUUUAGUUGAAGUAGCUGCUGUUACAUCUGAGUCAUUCGGUGUUGAACAGACAGACUCCAGUCUACAAAUUGUGACACCUUGCUCACAGGCCAAUGCAGCAGUCUCGGACCAAACAGUUGUGAGUGAUUCUCCUGAGAUUCACAUAGUUCGCCACAAACAGGAAGCAGAAGCAACAGCUGGUACUUUAUCUCUAAUAUCCCCAGUGGUUGCUGGUGAGAACAUUGGGAUGGAAUCAUCUGUUGCUGUUUCAGUACACGUCUCUCAUGUAGAAAAUCAGACCCCAGGAGUCACUGUUGUAAGUGCCACAAAGCCUGCUUUGACAGGGACUCCAUUGCAGAGUAUUCAGAAUGUCACUGUGUCCACAGAAACCAAACCAGUGGCUUUCUGCACCACUCACUCCUCUGGUAUUAUAAAUCCAAAGCUGCUCCUUCUUAAACCGGGAGAAACUCCUCUCCUUAAACACCCACCCUCCCUUUUGGCACAGGUGUCCAAUCAACUGAAUGCGACCGGCAAGCUGGCCAAUGCCUGCAGCUCUCUGUCUGGCACAGUGUCUGAGCAGUGCCUUCCCCAAACUCAGACGCAGUGCUCUGUCAAUAAAACUUGUGUGACAGCAGCGCCGCCUGUCAAGAUACAGCAGCCUACUAUGAGCGGUAACAUCUCGCUUCAGCUUGACCAGACUGCAUCUGUCACCCCCACAACUUCAACAAGUAAAUCUGACAAAGAGGCCUUAACUGUUACUAAAACGUCAACAAGUGCAGCAGAUUCUGCGUCCCAAGAUGUUGGCACCCCUACAGAUGCCACUCCACCCACUACGCCUAACGCCCUUUACAUGCUCACCGCAUCAGUGGAAAGGGAAGGUACGGUCAUGGCAUCCACCAGUCCUAAUAACCCGGGCAGCCAAGCUGACUCCCUGUAUGUGGAGGAAGAGAGUGAGGACAUGGAGCAGGACGAACCAAUGGGAGAAACCGAGGCUCAGGAGGACAAUUCAGGACAGGUUAGCAGUCCAGAGGAAGGCAGUGAUGAAGAACCGGAUGCAGACAAAACAGAAAACGAGAUGACCACCCCCAGCUCACCACACAAGCAUGGACAGAGCAGGACAGACAAAAAGGCACUGUUCCUUAAGGUACGCCAGUGGAUAGCAGACAGGGUCACAGUGAAUUCAUCUCCUGUCUCACCCUCCACUUCCUCUUCUUACCCUGGUCCCUCACCCACCAGUGACUGGUCUACCCCACGGCGGGAGAAGUCCUCACCUCUUCGGGGUCCUCAUGGGAAGUUUGUUUCUCCUUCGUCUGUUGGUGGCUACAAUUCCUCCUCUUCGCCACCAGAUCACGCCACCCCUCAGCGACCCCGUGGAGAGCGUCACACAGACAUGGCAGAGCUGGCUAAACAUGAAGCGGACAUCGAGCAUCGAACCCAGUCACUGAAGCGAGAGGGCUUCUGGUCAAUGAAGCGCCUCACCCGCCUGACAGAGCCGCCACGACCGAAAGUUCACUGGGAAUACCUGUGUGAGGAGAUGCAGUGGCUCUCUGCUGACUUCGCUCAAGAGAGGCGUUGGAAGAGAGGGGUGGCUAGAAAGGUGGUACGGAUGGUGAUGCGACACCAUGAGGACCUGAGGCAAAAAGAAGAAAAAGCCAAGAGGGAUGAGCACGCUAAAAUCAGAAGAGUGGCCUCUUCCAUUGCAAAGGAAGUCCGGGCUUUCUGGAGCAGUGUCGAGAAGGUGGUUCAGUACAAGCAGCAGUCUAGACUGGAGGAAAAGAGGAAGAAGGCUUUGGACCUUCAGCUGGACUUCAUUGUUGGCCAGACGGAGAAAUACUCGGACCUCCUCAGCAAGUCUCUCGCACCCACCAGGCCUCCUGAAACUGUCCUUCUGACUCCCAAAAAAUCUCCACUACCUCCUGUUGAUGAGGAUGACAGAGACUUUGAGCCUCCUUGUGAAGAGGAGGAUGAUGAGGAGACCAUAGAGGUGGAGGAGCAGCAGGAGGGAAAUGAUGCGGAGAGCCAUCGGCGGGAGAUCGAAUUACUGAAGGAGGAGGGCAUGUUGCCCCUGGACCAAUUACUGAGCACCCUCAAACUGCCACAGGAGACGGGCUCAGACGGAGAGUGCUCGGAUGAAACUUCUUCAUCGGUUGAGGAGGAAGAAGAUGGUGAAUUCACUGCCAAUGAAGAAGAUGCUGAGGAUGAGGAGGACACCAUAGCGGACCAGGAGAAGGUAGAAGGAAAUAUAGAUCACGCAGAGGAACUGGAUGACUUGGCCAAAGAAGGCAAUAUGAGUGUUGAGGAGCUGCUGGAGAAGUACAAAGGAGCAUAUGCCUCAGACUUUGAGGCUCCAUCUGCAUCUGGCUCUAAAGGAAGCUCUGAUUCGGAGGUGUCUGGGGAUGAGGAGGAGGAGACUGAAGAAGAUGAGAGUGAUGCAGAAAGCAACUCUUCCUCCUCAGAUUCAGCAGGAGACAGUGCAGAAGAUGAUGAGAGUGAGAAGGACGAAGAGGAGAGUGAGGAAGAAGAUGGCGGCGAUGGCUGUGGAGAUGAAGGGAUGGAGGUCUUGCUAAAAGAGGGAGACAACAGCCCACCUUCCACUAGCUCGCGGCCAAAGAAAGAGAUCAGCCAUAUUGCUGCUACUGCAGAGAGCCUGCAGCCUAAAGGCUACACGUUGGCUACUACAAAGGUCAAGACCCCCAUCCCCUUCCUGCUUCAUGGCACGCUACGGGAAUACCAGCACAUUGGACUCGACUGGUUGGUCACCAUGUACGAGAAAAAGCUCAAUGGCAUUCUAGCUGAUGAGAUGGGUCUGGGCAAGACCAUCCAGACCAUCGCUCUGCUAGCUCACCUUGCCUGUGAAAAAGGAAACUGGGGGCCUCACCUUAUCAUCGUCCCCACCAGUGUGAUGUUGAACUGGGAGAUGGAGCUAAAACGCUGGUGUCCCGGGUUUAAAAUCCUCACCUACUUUGGCAGCCAAAAGGAGAGAAAGCUAAAGAGACAGGGCUGGACGAAGCCUAAUGCUUUCCAUGUGUGCAUCACUUCGUACAAGUUGGUUCUUCAGGAUCACCAGGCGUUCCGGCGAAAGUCUUGGCGGUACCUGAUCCUAGACGAGGCACAAAACAUCAAGAACUUCAAGUCCCAGCGCUGGCAGAGCCUGCUGAACUUCAACAGCCACCGGCGCCUGCUGCUGACAGGAACUCCUCUCCAGAACAGCCUGAUGGAGCUGUGGUCUCUGAUGCACUUCCUCAUGCCCCACGUCUUCCAGUCCCACCGCGAGUUCAAAGAAUGGUUCUCUAACCCGCUGACGGGGAUGAUCGAGGGCAGUCAGGAGUACAACGAAGGCCUGGUCAAGAGGCUCCACAAGGUGCUGAGACCAUUCCUGCUCAGGAGGAUCAAGAUUGACGUGGAGAAGCAGAUGCCCAAGAAAUACGAGCAUGUGGUGCGCUGUCGGCUCUCCAAGAGACAACGAUUUCUCUACGAUGACUUCAUGGCGCAGGCCUCGACCCGGGAAACGCUGGCCAGCGGUCACUUCAUGUCUGUGAUUAACAUCCUAAUGCAGCUCCGCAAAGUUUGCAACCACCCCAACCUGUUUGACCCUCGACCCAUCCAGUCUCCCUUCAUCACGCAGCCCAUUAUUUUCCAUACAGCCUCCCUGGUGCAGGACGCUCUGGAGGUCUCUCCUUUGAAGCGCUGCGACCUUUCUAUGUUUGACCUUGUUGGUUUGGAGAGCCGUGUGUCCCGCUACCAGGCAGAUGUCUUCCUGCCGCGUCACAAGGUCAGCCGCCAACUAAUCCAGGAGAUCCUUGAGUCCCCCGAACCGCCUCCGAGACCCAGACCAGUCCGCAUGAAAGUCAACAGGAUGUUCCAGCCGCCUCCGAAAGGUGAUAAUCGACCUGUCCUACUGAUGAACAAACCUACCUGCUCCGUGCCCCCAGCAGCACAAACCCCCAAAACUCCUCCAGUCACUGAAGUUACCUCAACUCCUGCACCUGCUCCUGUAGUUCAACAAGUGGUGUGUUCAGUUACAACUGCACCCCCGCCUCGUACGUCCAUGCAUCUUACUGCUCAAACAGCAGUGAGAUCCAGCGCCCCAAAGCCAGUGCUAACCGUACGGCCUCCCACUGCUUCCUGCACAGCGAGCGUACCAACUCAUCCGAGUUCACCCGCCGGCAGCGUCAUGCCCCAGAGGGUCCUGCUCAGUCCAGAUAUGCAGGCUAGGCUGCCUUCUGGUGAGGUAGUGAGCAUUGCCCAGCUUGCCUCCUUGGCAGGGCGACCUAUGUCGUCAUGUCAAGGCAGUAAACCCGUCACCUUCCAGCUUCAGGGCAACAAACUCACUCUGUCUGGUGCCCAGAUUCACCAAGUCCCAGCAGCUCCUGCACGCCCAGUGCAAGGUAAUGUGAUGCAUCUGGUGUCCAGUGGGGUGCAGCACCACCUCAUCAGCCAGCCUGCCCAGGUGGCUGUCCAGACCACAGCAAACACGCAUCCUGCCAGCACCUCUACUGCCAUCCCUGCAAAUCGGCUGCCUCAUAAUGUCUCCCCUCAAGUGACCCCCUCCAUGGUGAGCAGCCCCGGUGUUGUGAAGAUCGUUGUGCGUCAGACAACAGGCAAGGAGGGCGGACCUGUGCCCACAUUGGCAGUGGCCCCUUCCCCUCGUGUUGCUCCUCAGGCAUCCCCUUCCCCCCACGCCAACCCAACCCCCCUCAGAAACACUGCUCCACUGCAAAUUGUCCAGCGCACCCCUGGUCCUGCUACUGCCCACUACACCAUAGCUCCUCCUGGAAAUCCUAGCUCAACCCCGAACCAGCCCCACCCCCCUCGUCCAGUCCUCAAAGUAGUGCAGCCUCCUCCAUCGAGCACAGAGCAGCCAGCUCCAGUUCAGGUGACGACCUCGUGCUCUGCGUCCAAGUCUUCAGCAGCCCCACGGGACAAUAACGGCAGCGGUCAAACACCUGUUACCACAAAAUCAAGGCUCAGUACAGGGGCAAAAGCUUACCCUCCACCCAGGAGAGUGCCUCGUCCCCCUCCCCGCUCUCCUUUCUACAUGUCAUGGCUGGCAGAUAAGCAUAAACAGCAGCGCGACAGCCAACUGGACUUCAUCAUUCGAGUCAACGAGCACCGGUGUGCUGCAAAGCCCAUGUAUGGCAGAGAGGUUUUGGACUUCCUGACUUUUCUCCCUGGUCCCCGUCCCUCGCCAGCUGCCCCGAGUCCUCAAGGGGAGUGGGGCCGCUCGGGCCAAAGCAGCUUACUGUACGCACAGUGGCAAAACAAAUACGACCACUGGUUUCAGAGUCGUGCUGUGAGAGAGGCCGUCAGUAGCAUUGAGGAGAGGCUGGAGCUGCUCAGUGACAUUGUAGACAGAUUUACAUUUGCGAUUCCUCCAGUGGAGGCUCCUCCAAUCUCCAUGCACUGCUGCCACCCUCCUCCCUCUCUGAGCCACAAGCAGGCAGUCUUCUCCUCCAUGCUAGCAACUCAAGUCGCUCCGCUUACUCGCAGUCUCCAUCGUAUCCAAUGUAACAUGAGGACCCAGUUCCCGGACCUGAGGCUCAUACAGUAUGAUUGUGGUAAGCUGCAGACGCUCCACACGUUGCUGCGAAAGCUGAAGACAGGAGGCCAUAGAGUGCUGAUCUUCACUCAGAUGACGCGAAUGUUAGAUGUGCUGGAGCAGUUCCUUAACUACCACGGACACAUCUACCUCCGUCUGGAUGGCAGCACCCGCGUGGAGCAGAGACAAGCUCUCAUGGAGCGUUUCAAUGCAGAUCGCCGUAUUUUCUGCUUCAUAUUGUCAACUCGCAGCGGAGGUGUAGGGGUCAACCUGACGGGGGCCGACACAGUCGUAUUCUACGACAGCGACUGGAAUCCCACCAUGGAUGCCCAGGCACAGGACCGUUGCCACCGAAUCGGCCAGACCAGAGACGUCCACAUCUACAGGCUGAUCAGCGAGCGUACAGUGGAGGAGAACAUUUUAAAGAAAGCCAAUCAGAAGAGGAUGCUGGGAGAUAUGGCCAUUGAAGGAGGAAACUUCACCACUGCCUUCUUCAAACAGCAAACCAUCCGAGAGCUGUUUGAUAUGAAUGACGGGGAGAAGAGAGAGGCGGCAGUGGAGCUGUCAGUGCCCCAGGCUGAGGAGGAGGAAACUGUCAACAAACAGAGCACCAUCAUACUGGAGCAGGCCCUGUGUCGCGCUGAGGAUGAGGAGGACAUAGUGGCAGCCUCUCAGGCCAAAGCAGAGCAGGUGGCUGAACUUGCAGAGUUUAACGAGAACAUACCUUUGGACGAUGGAGGGGAACAAGAGGAAGUGGAGGAGCUCUCCAAGGCCGAGCAGGAAAUUGCUGCGCUGGUGGAGCAGCUCACUCCGAUUGAACGCUACGCCAUGAACUUCCUGGAAGCCUCGUUAGAAGAUGUAUGCAAAGAAGAGUUGAAGCAGGCUGAGGAGCAAGUGGAGGCUGCCAGGAAGGGCCUGGACCAGGCCAAGGAGGAGGGCCUAAAGCUCCACGCUUCAUCUGAUGACGACGACGAUGACUUUUUGUCACCACCAGCUUCUGUGGAGCCUGCUCAGCCAGCCACAGCCCGCCGUGGCCGUAAACCCAAGGACAAGGACAAGAUUGUCACCUCUACAAGGACUAGUGGUCGGCUGCGUGGGGCCUCGCCCGAAACUGAGCCUGAGCCAACGACCCCUAAAGAAGUGCCUGAAAGACCCCGCUGUGGUCUGAGAGGACGAGCUGCCAAAGACACUGAUACGGUGUCUACCACCCCGUCCCACACAGACUAUCACAAAACCUCCUCAUCAACCAGCUCUCAAGAUUCCUCCAAAUCUUCAAAAGCCUCGUCUCCUGCCAGAGAUCACCAGACCAUCAAAACCAGGACUCUGCCAAACCGCUCCCAUCCCAGUCCAGUGCCUUCCUCUCCUACAACCUCCCCCCCUGGAGGGAAACAACCAUGUGUUGGGGAGACUGACAGCAGAAACUCCAAAGCAGGCAGAGAGGAGAAAGACGGGGAGAAUGAGAGGAGGGUUUCUGAGUCAUCGCUAGAAUCCAGCUGCCCAGUGGACCAUCAGGCAAAAGAUGAUGACAGCAAAGACCACAGCGCCAUGUCUCUCCCCUCCACCAGCUCCCGAUCGCCUCGCAAGCGUCAGUCAGCAGAUGGUGAAGUCCUGCGGGGCCUGGUUGAAGACUCCCCGUCAGCUAAAGUCCUGCGGAAGCUUCCAGGGAGGCUGGUCACAGUGGUGGAGGAGAAGGAGCCAAGAAGGAGGCGGCGGCGAGGAAGCGGCACUGGAGGUGGAGGUUCUUCAGAGGAGGCAACUGUGGAGGAUACCACUGCUGUAUUUGUCGACGAACCAAACAAAGACAAUACAUCACCGGGCCCUGACUGCAUAACUAAAGGAUCUGUUACCAAAUCUCCUCAGGACCAAGACUCUACUCCUAGUCCAUCUGUGCCCCCACAGCCUGUCAGAAGUUAUCCUCCAUAUUCCCCACCCCAUCUUUCUCCUGACAUGCCUGUGCUGAGAAAUCUGCCUGUACGACGCAGGUUGGAAACUGAAUCUCGCAUGGCUGCUCAGCUGGUGGAGCAACAGCAGCAGCUGUUGGGCAAAGGAAGGGGAGGGAACCAGUCAAGAAAAACUGACAUACCACCAGGCAAGGACGCCACUUCAACCCCUAUAGAGUCCAGUGUGAAUUCUCUUGUGACACCUUUGAAAAGAAAGAGGGGCCGGCCCCCUAAGACUCCCAGUAGGUUAGCUGAGCUUGACAACACCGUGACCCCUUCCCCACAGCCCACGUCGCCAAGUGAGGAAGGGAAUCCCCCUGUCUCCCCAAAACGUAAGAGGGGUCGUCCUCGCAAAGACUCCACAAACAUGCCAGAAACUGUUAGUGAAGGACAGAACUCCAAAAAUGAGAUCACCACUACUGGUGUAUCUGGCACAUCAAAAACUGAUGCUAGCACAGAGCCAACAGUCCGAUCUCCCCUGAAGUCAGAGACCCAUAUAGCUGCUGCGGUCCCUACAUGUCAGGCCUCUCAGUCUACCAAAGCUGAGGAAACCGACACUAAGGCUGAGGUACUACCCCCAGUUUCGGCCCCUGCUCCAAAUCCACCUCAAGCCUCAACAACAACAGAUCAAACAUCUGGACCAAUCUCCGCUUCAGCCCAAGCACCCACGGCACCUGCGCCCCAGGUGACCACACCCCUCCCCGUGGCCUCCUCCACAUCAGACACAGAACAAGUAGUUAGUUCAGCCCCUGCUACUGUUCCAAGGCCAGACAAAGCAUCAACCCAGGUUUCCUCUGCAUCUUCUGUCACACUUUCCACGUCAGGCACUGUACCAGUCAGUGCUACCCACACUACCACAUCUCAAUUGCCACCCGUUGUCACUGUCGCAUCAACUCUUCCAGGUGUAAAACCAACACUUGUGGUUUCCACAGCUUCUAAAGCUCCUGUAGAGCCAAAGCCUUUAGUUUCUACAACUGUGAAAACAACAGGACCAGACUCUGCCAAAACCACCACAGCUGCUACACUAGCUGCUACCACUCCAUCCUGUGUGUCUGCCGUGGCAGUCAAAGCUGUUCCAACAUCAGUCCCUGCCACAACAGCUAUUAACUUAACAUCAGAAACAGUCAGCGGUACACCAACAGUCACCACUACAGUUAAAUCAGUCACAGCUAAAACUACAGCUGUAACGCAAGACUCUGAUUUGUCAUCUACAACAUCAACUCAAGCUACUGUAACCUCCGCUCCAGCUGCCACCCAGAAGGUUUCAGCCACAGCUACUAGCCCAGCUACAGCUUCACCAGCCUCAACGUCUUCCCCCGCUGCAGCAGCAACUAUGACAACUACAGUAAAAACCGUCCAAGCUAGUUCAUUAAACUCAACUGGUCAGGGCACAGUUCACACUGCAAGUCCAACCAUGUCUGAUAAUGCUUCUACGACACCACCACUAGUAGCAACAGCCUCAUCACCUGCUGUAAAUACAGUUGCAUCUUCUCCAGCCCAAGCAAGGAAUAAUGUGAUGACUUCCAAACCAGUCUCAACCUCACCAAAAACAACAACAACAAUUCAAGUGGCUGCACAGGCACAAGUAACAACUGUACCAGUUGCUGGCACGUCCUCAGAAAAACCUCCUGCUGCACCUUCCCUGACCUGCACUCCGACCCCAUCUAUAACAACUGUCAGUGUAACUACCACAGCCAAGGCAGAGACGGUUACAGUAACCACAUCACCCUCGACAGAAGGAGUCCAGGUAACAACCGCUGUAGCAGCAGCCCCUUCCAAAGAUCACACAACUUCAGCUCCCCCUGCCACAACUGCAGAAAAGAUCCCACCUACAGUAAUAAUUUCUACAGGUGCUACAACAGCUCCAUUACCAACAGCCACAACUACAUCUUCCCCAGGAAUGUCUGUCACAGUUUCUACCACAAAUGUUGUCACAACUCCCCAAGUAAACACUACCACAGCCACUCCUGUGUUAGUAGCGGAAGCAGCCGCAGCUGUCACAGCGAAAACGGUUCCUCCUGUGUCCACCACAAAAACCUCUGCAGUCGUUUCGCAAAGCUCUGCGUCCACAGAUGUUUCCCCAGAGCUGUCGGCAGAGGGCCCGGCAGAGGGCCCGGCAGAGGGCCCGGCAGAGGGCCCGGCAGAGGGCCCGGCAGAGGGCCCGGCAUCUGCUCCUUCUAGUGUUUCAACUGAGAAUCAUUCUUUAGAGCAAACGCAGGAAGUGUCUGCAUCAAAAAGAGAGCUGGAUAAGGUGACAGAAAUGGAAGUCGAUGCUGUGGAGGCUGAAGCUAGGACUAGCGAGGAGGAGGAGGAGGAGGACGACAUCUGUAAGUCUCAGCCUAAAAGGAGAAAGGUGGAAAGUUCCUCUGAGACCAAAGACAUUGAGUCAGGAAGGGAGGAAGCCGGUGGAGAAGCACAGUCCACAACUACGCCUCAAAAAGAAGAACCUGAGCAACAGGCAGUGGAGCAAACUACUCAAGAUCAGAAAAGGCCUCUUAGUCGCCAGAGUAGCCAGGAGUCCGCUCGCUCCUCCUCGCCAUCAUCUGGGUGCUCUACAACUACUCUCACUCGCCAUGCUCACCACAAGAGGACUUACGAGAAUAGACAUCCUGCCAAGAAGAGGCGAAUGGAUGUCACCUCAGAAGAAGGGAAGGAGGAGAAAAAAGAAGAGGGUGGGGAGAAGAAAGAGGAAGGCAGCGAGAAGGAUCUCACAGACGCUACCUCUCGGAGAAGGCGUUCCAGGGCUUCCUCUUCCUCCUCGGACUCGGACAACGGCGAGAGCAGGAAGGAGCAACGGUUGACUCGCUCAGCCAAGCACAGGGGACAAGAGCCGGAGAGGGAAAAGGGCAACAACCGGCAAGGAAAGAAACCUGCACACAGCUCUGAUAGAAAUGCAUCAAACAAUGCCAACAUAUCCACGGGUGGAGAGUCUGGCAGUGAUACUUCUUCUGUUAGGAUCACCAGGAAGUCUGCAGGAUCUCAGCCUUCACAAGACUGUAAAGCUCAGACAAACAGCGCUCCCUCCUUACCUCCUGAGCCUGAAGUUCUGGGAAAGAGGUGCUCGGCACUCAAUGCAGCAGCCAAGCUCCUAGCAAUGAAAGGCAGGGUGGAUACACCUGGCCACACCACUCGGAAAGACUCGGGGGCUAAGGCUGCUGGGACCUCUCCUGCCUCCUCUUCUGAUAAGAACCAAAAGCCUAAAAGCAAAAGUGUACCAGCCUCUCCUCAGAGUAACUCUGUAACUCUUUCUAAUAAUAAAAGCAGUGGCAGCAAGCCCUCAACACCCAAUCAGACAAGUCGCUCUGGUUCCCGCUCCACCAGACAAUGCCCCGGUUCUCUGGUUCCACCCCUGGAAAUGGAGUACAAGAGGCCCAAACCAGAGGAAAAGGAGCGGGGGAGUAGGAAGUCGUCAGGGGGAAAGGAAGGCGAGGUAGAGGCGCAGUCGUCGUCCCGGGGCCACAGCGCCUGCAGCAGCAUGAGCAGUGAUGGCGAGGGCGACGGUGGUGGACGCAGCAGCCGAAGCCGCAGCAGCAGCAACAGCAGCCAGCGUACCCACAGCAUCAGCUCUCAAAACACGGAACACAGAGAGUCCCGUGCCGCUUCCUCCGGCAGCGAGCGCAGCUCAGAGCGGGCAAAGAGCAGACACACAAAAGAGAAGCAGGGACAGCAAAGGGAGAGCCGGCAGGACAGCAGGAGGUCUCAAAAGCUCUCGCAGGAGGUGACCAGCAGUUCGGGAACAGAGGGGACGCCGGACAGGGUGCUGCGUAGUGUCGCAGCACUGGCAGCGGCGCAGGCCCGGUCACCGGCCGCAAACACCCGCUCCUCUUCUGGUCAACAUCGUCACAACAAAACAUGAUCAGAGUGCCAAAGAGAAAAACUAAAAGUGAGAGUGUUGUUGCGGAGCACGAUAAGGGAGCGUGUCACAAGCUCCAAGGUUGCUGCUUUGUCUGCACUCUAAUGAAUGCAAGGGAACUGUGUGCUGCACAAGCCAGGGACCUCCCCUGCCUCUUGGGCCCUCUCCCUUUCCAAUUAGAGCUGGUCCCCUCACCAGCUCAGCCAUUGUCAGCUGGGGGAAGGUUCAGGGAUGCCGGACUGAGAGUAAAAAAAUGUGGCGCCAUCGUUGUGCGUCCGUAAACAGACGGAGCCCAGUACAGUGGAUAGAUUCACCACUGGGACUUGAGUGGGAUAAAGGUGCAACAGGUAAUAAAGGAAGGUUGUUAGUUCACAUUAUGUACUGUAAUCAUUAAAGACUGGAAAACUCAGAUCUUAUGUGUUAAGAUGGGAUUAUACAGCACCCUCUUAUUAGGGUUAUAAAUGAAAAGUCAUUUGUGUGACAUAAAAAACUUUUGAGUGACCAGUUGUAUUGUAAGUUGGAGGUUUUAGAAAGUUUGGUUUUGAAAAUUUCGUCAGCUGUCCCUGACUAUUGUUUCUUUGUAGUCAGUUGAUAAGUUAUGCAUAUUUUAUUAUUUCUUCCAGGGUAUUAGGAAGAGAACUGAUCUGUCAAUGUGAUCUUUGCUGCACUAUGCUGGAGCUUGUCUUUGCUUGGGCCCCUUUUUUCAUGUCAGUUUCUGUUCAUUGGAUUCAUUUUUAAAUCCAGCCUUGCAUUUCUCAUUUGCACAUCUGAUAAUGUGGCCCUCGGCUUUUGAGUACAUUGUGGUGUAGUAAUACAUUUUUACAUCAACUUCAGUCAAUUAAUUGGUUCCUGGUACCUUAUGAUGUAUCUCUACAGCUCGAAAAAUGUAUUAAUUUAAGUUUGCUCCCCACCACAGACCCGGAGCAGGAAAAAUCCAAUUAGCUUUUUCCUAAUCUUCCCAAAGGCAGUUAUUGUUACGGCCCACUUUGUCUUGUAUUUAGAUAGAAAAGGCAAAGUUAUUGAAAUUUAAGAGUGCCUAUUUGGCCAAAUGGGUUUAAACCUCAGAUUGCCUUGUGAAGCACCUGAAGCAGGGGUGUCGAGCUUCUCUCGUUGUUUAAAAAAAGCCAAACAAAACACACACACAAAAAAAGAUCCUCCCCAGAAAACAAGGAAAGCACCAUGUGCGUCAGUGCUACCAAAUUGUUUUAUUUUUCACCUGAAUUUUUGUCACCAUCACUUCAUUGCUCUUCGUUCAUGUAAAAAUACUUGGACAAAAUAUGUGAAUAAAAUUACUGGUACAGUUCCAGAUGACUGUAAAUUGUCGAUUUACUUUUGGACUUGUCUAAGCUACUUUGAGCAAAUGUGGGUUGGGGUGGGGGUUGGGUUGGAUGGGUAGUUUAUGGUGAUGGUCUUAUGAUUUCUCUCUUCAUUUGUUGCAUUCCUUUGAUCCCUUGUAAUUCCACAUUGUUUUACUUGAAAAAUUAAGACAAUUACAGUUGAAUAAAAAGACCAAAAAUUA
This is a messenger RNA of Micropterus dolomieu (smallmouth bass), 15163 nucleotides long. Its product is annotated as Snf2-related CREBBP activator protein. The record is from RefSeq and is a predicted model, not a curated record. The transcript has 34 exons. Gene Ontology annotation, molecular function: DNA binding; histone binding; ATP binding. Lineage: Eukaryota; Metazoa; Chordata; Actinopteri; Centrarchiformes; Centrarchidae. Gene Ontology annotation, cellular component: Swr1 complex. The coding region runs from base 535 to 13647 and encodes 4370 amino acids.